Molecule: messenger RNA, 1507 nt
Organism: Cydia pomonella (codling moth)
Lineage: Eukaryota; Metazoa; Arthropoda; Insecta; Lepidoptera; Tortricidae
Product: acyl-CoA Delta(11) desaturase-like
Exons: 5
Coding region: 130-1107 (325 amino acids)
Biological process (GO): unsaturated fatty acid biosynthetic process
Cellular component (GO): endoplasmic reticulum membrane
Molecular function (GO): iron ion binding; stearoyl-CoA 9-desaturase activity
Source: RefSeq, a predicted model, not a curated record
AUUAACACAAUGAUAGAAUACAUGCAUAAAUUAGCCACUCGCAAUUAGUUAAUCAAAUAUAAUCAAACGAUUAACUAGAAUAUAACAGAGUGGUAGUGUAUUAGGGCAUUUAUUUAUACAACGAAUAUUAUGGAAAAAAAACCACAAGCAAAACAAUCUUGGUUUAGGAAUUUGGAAAAAAGUCUAGGAUUCAAAAAUGACAUUAAAUGGGUGAACACAAUACUAAUUACACUAUAUCAUAUAUUAUUUAUUUAUUGGCCCUAUCAUUACGCUUUUCCAGUGAAAUGGCAGACAGUAGUGUUUGCGGCAAUAAUGUACGUGGCAAGCGGUUUUGGAGUGACAGGAGGCGCUCACCGACUCUGGACCCACAAAUCUUACAAAGCUACGUUGCCCCUGAAGAUCUUUAUGUUGAUGCUUUAUUCUUCCGCUGGUCAGAACUCCCUCCUCAACUGGGUCCGCGACCACCGCGUCCACCACAAGUAUAGCGACACCGACGCGGACCCCCACAAUGCUAACCGUGGGCUGUUCUUCUCACACAUCGGCUGGCUCAUGCUCAAGAAAAACGAAGAGGUCAUCAAACGCGGCAAGCAGAUUGACAUGAGUGACAUUGAGAACGAUCCGCUGCUGCGAUUUUAUGAAAAAUAUUUCCAAUGGUUCAAACUGCUGUUCUGCUACUAUCUGCCGACGAUGAUCAACGUGUGGUUCUGGGGUGAGGAUUGGAAGACGGCCGUGGCUUGGCAGUGCUUCCUCAGAUACAUCACAACCUUCCACAGCGAGCUGACCGUCAACAGCUUGGCUCACGCAUUUGGAUACAAGCCGUAUAACAAAGACCUAAAGCCAGCAGAAAACCGUUUCGUCGCGACAGUGGCGCUUGGAGAAGGUUGGCACAACUACCACCAUGCCUUCCCAUUCGACUACAAAGCCGCUGAGCAUUUUGACUUCUUCAAUUUCGGCACCGCCUUCAUCAGAUUUUUCGAGAAAGUCGGCUUAGCCUACGAUCUGCGAGAGGCGACACCGGAGAUGAUCAAUUCUAUAGCCAAGAGAUUAGGUGACGGAACUCCCGUACAUUUCCCGCUUGAUUCGGAAAAUGAAAGGGCUGUUGGUUGAACUGUUGAACUAUGUAUACUGUCCACUGAGGCGGUUGGUAAGAAGUUAUUAUGGUCAGCCACGAGCUGGUUAAGGCUUGGCUGCAUGAAGGUGAUUUGUAUUAUGUAAAGUAAGUAAAAAUGUAAGAUAAAAAACUAAAUUUUAAUCCCAAAACUUAGCUACCUUCUACUAAAAAAUCAACCCGCAACUUCAUUACCAACCGCCUGAUAAGUAGACUAAUAAUUUAUAUGUAUCUUAUGGUGCCUUGCAAUAAGCAACAGAUAAAUUUUGUAUUAAAAUGUAUACAGUGUUUUAACGGAUACUUUAAGCAGAUUUAGUUUAGGUAUGUACAUAUUUUUGUACGAAAUUGUAUAUACGUAUACUCGUAUACAAUACAACCAAUAAAUUAUUUUCAUGAUUC